This is a messenger RNA of Raphanus sativus (radish), 2375 nucleotides long. RefSeq lists its product as uncharacterized. The coding region runs from base 746 to 2284 and encodes 512 amino acids. The record is from RefSeq and is a predicted model, not a curated record. Gene Ontology annotation, molecular function: acetylglucosaminyltransferase activity. The transcript is spliced from 4 exons. Lineage: Eukaryota; Viridiplantae; Streptophyta; Magnoliopsida; Brassicales; Brassicaceae.
AACUACUACAUUCUGACUUUUUUUUGUCAUUAAAUCUUAACUUGGGGCCGAAGCCAACAAAGUUUGAACAUCAAAUGCAAAGAAGACAAGAUAAAACCAAACGAAAACAUCAGUAAAUGCUUCAGAAACAGCCCAUAUAAGAUGGGUAAAAGAAAAUAAAAUGGCCAGACGGAGACCUGCACAACUCCAGGAUGAAGGAGAAGAGACAGGCGUACGGCCUUCAGGCGAUCAGCUCAUACGUUUGCUGUCGACUCUCUGAGGAUCAGGUUGUGAAGCCACGAUUCUGAUUUGUUUGUAUUCUAUACUUUUAUAAUUGAGCAUACUCAUCUUAUUUCUAAAACUGAGAACCAGUUACAGCCUGAAGCAUUUCUUUUGUUGGUUCUGUUUAUUAUACUCUGAAACAUGAUAUUCAAUCUGUUACCAUAUUAUCGUUGACUGGAGGUUGUCCCCGUCAUUUUGUGUGUUUCUUUCACGUGUCAACCUCUUCUUCUAUUUAUGCCUGUUUAUCUCACAGAGUUGCCACUCUCCAAAAAAGGAAAUAAACAAAAGUAGCUACUAAAAAUAGAAUAAUUCCAGCCACCGUCAGGGGCAAUUCCGUAAAAUUUCCAACAAAACUCCAUUCCCACGGCGUAGGCAAGAGGAAGAGGGCAACUCUGAAGUCUGGUGUGAAUAAGAACCACUCCCUCACGCCGGAGUGAAUUUUCACGGUGUUGUUCUCUUCUCACAUCAAAAAAAAAAGAAAAACAUGAAACUGAAUCGCGGAGGAAGCGGAGAGCACGGCCACCACGAGGCCCUGAAGUUUUCAGAUUUCUUCUUCAUGCCGGAGCGGCCACGUGACUACCUCGUGCUUGUCACUCGCGUCUCCGUCCUCACGUGCCUCGUCUUCUCCGUCUCUCUCGUUCUCCGCAUCACUUUUCUAUCCUCCUCCUCCCCGCCUGACUACUCCUCCUCCUACGGUCUCCGUUUCCCCGCCGUGCCUCAGAAGGCACUAGCCCUCCCGCCGGCGAGAUCAACCGGUCCGAUCAAUAUCUCCCACGUUCAGUUCUGUAUCGCCGGAGCAGCUGACACGUGGCUCGAUCGGAGCCGGCUCACCUCCUUGUGGUGGCGCAAUGCCACAACGCGUGGAUCCGUCUGGCUCGAUAAACCGGUGAAUUUCCCUAAGAAUGAUUCCGAUAACCGGUUCUCGAUCCCGGUUCGAGUCUCCGAUUCUGGUUGGACCCGGUUUAGAUUCUCCAGCUCGAGAGCCGCGGUUCGGAUCGCUAGGACGAUAUGGGAUAGCUACAAACUAAAUCUACCGGACGUAAGGUGGUUCGUGAUGGGAGACGACGACACCGUUUUCUUUACAGAUAAUCUCGUGAAGGUUCUCUCGAAGUAUGACCACGAGCAGAUGUGGUACAUUGGUGGAAACUCGGAGAGCGUCGAGCAGGACGUGAUGCACGCGUACGAUAUGGCGUUCGGCGGCGGGGGUUUCGCGAUCAGCCGUCCGCUUGCUGCGCGUUUGGCGGCAGCGAUGGACGGUUGUCUCCAGCGGUAUUUUUAUUAUUACGGUUCGGAUCAGCGAAUCGCGGCUUGCGUUAGCGAGAUCGGCGUUCCGUUCACCGAAGAACGCGGUUUUCACCAGCUUGACAUAAGAGGAGAUCCAUUUGGGUUUCUAGCAGCGCAUCCAUUGGCUCCCCUUGUAUCAUUGCAUCACCUCGUUUUCUUAGACUCUAUAUUCCCCAACAAAAACCCUAUCGAGUCGUUACAAACCCUAAUGAAACCUUACACCUUAGACCCGCAUCGAAUACUCCAACAGGUUAACUGCCAUGACCGCAAGCGCCAGUGGUCCAUAUCCAUUUCUUGGGGAUACUCCAUUCAGAUAUACUCUUACUUCUUGAGCACUACGGAGCUGGAGAAGCCGUUGCAAACCUUCAAAACCUGGCGGUCUUCGAGCGAUGGACCUUUCACGUUUAACACAAGGCCCUUAAAACCUGACCCGUGUGAGCGUCCCGUCACUUAUUUCAUGGAUGGAGCAGAGGAUGUGCGGGAUAGUGGGACUAAAACUUGGUAUAGUGUGGCGGAUAAGAAUUAUGGUUACUGCGGAAAGAGAGAGCAUUCUCGGGUAACUAGAGUGAAGAGGAUAUUGCCCCGGUUGAUAUUGGUGACUUCAAUGAAGAUGGAUCCUGAGUAUUGGAACAAGGCACCAAGGAGACAGUGUUGCGAGGUGAUGGAAGGAGGAGGAAGAAGAAAAGAGAGAGAAAUGUCGAUAAGGAUUAGAAAGUGCAGAUCUUCGGAGACGAUAUAAAAAAUAUUUUAAUUAGAGAUAUAUAUUUGCACAUACAGACUUUAGAUUCGACCAUAGAUUGGUUACUAAUUUCUAGAACAGAGCGUAUGAA